Sinocyclocheilus anshuiensis is the source of this 1306-nucleotide messenger RNA. RefSeq names its product cAMP-responsive element modulator-like. The coding region runs from base 5 to 376 and encodes 123 amino acids. Gene Ontology annotation, biological process: regulation of transcription by RNA polymerase II. Gene Ontology annotation, molecular function: DNA-binding transcription factor activity, RNA polymerase II-specific; RNA polymerase II cis-regulatory region sequence-specific DNA binding. The record is from RefSeq and is a predicted model, not a curated record. The transcript is spliced from 3 exons. Gene Ontology annotation, cellular component: nucleus; ATF4-CREB1 transcription factor complex. NCBI's taxonomy places the organism in Eukaryota, Metazoa, Chordata, Actinopteri, Cypriniformes, Cyprinidae.
UUGCAUGCUGACAGCAGAGAGAGAAAGACAAGCUUUCAGCUCACUAUACAUGGCUGUGACUGGAGAUGAGACAGAAUCAGCCACCACUGGAGGUAUGUCUGCGUAUCAGAUUUCCUCUCCUGCAUCUGGCCUUUCCCAGGCAAUGGACGGCUCACCCGGCUCUCUGCCAAGCCCUCAGCAGCUGACUGAGGAAGCAUCACAUAAGAGGGAACUCCGACUGAUGAAAAACAGGGAAGCCGCCCGGGAAUGUCGGCGGAAGAAGAAAGAAUAUGUCAAAUGUCUCGAGAACCGAGUCGCCGUGCUUGAAAAACAAAACAAGACGCUUAUUGAAGAACUCAAGGCUCUUAAAGACCUAUACUGUCACAAAACCGAAUAACAACAGUCCAUUGCAAACCAAAACACGAAAGACUAUACCCUUUACAGAGCAAACGUGCUUUUCACGUAAUGUCUAGCCACCGCUCGUAACAAUAAUAAUCGGAUAAGGUGAUAGCUGCAUGGUUGUGUUAUGUGACGUGUGCAUGUGUGUACGCUGGAGACCCGAGUGCUCCAGAGCCAGUCAAUGUGGUGUGUUGCCCUUGUUGCUUGUGCUUUUGCAGGACGGCGGCCAAAGAGUACAGACGCAGGAAGAAGGACUAUGUGCGUAGCUUAGAGAUGCGCAUCGCCAUCAUUGAAAACCAGAAGCAGAAAAUGACAGAAGAGCUGGACAGUCUAAAGCAAAUAUACGCUGGAAAGUCCAAUUCAAUUUAGUGGCACACUAGACUGCUGCUAUCUGUUUUGAUUCUGUUUUACUGUAAAAUAUUGUUGUGCCAUAUGUGUGUUUUAUAUCUUCUGUGAAAAUUGAACAGUAGACCAGCACUGCCUAUUCUCAUUAGGCGUUUUUUUAAAGAUUUUAUAUUGACAAUUGGAUUAUAUAUUUCAAAUAUUUACUGUAUCUACUUUAAGAGAAAUAUUUAAUUUAAUAUCAAAGGACCGCUUAUAUGAGUCAUUCACAAACACACCAGCUCCACAACUGAUAUGAAUAUAGCUACUGUAUAUACUUACUGUAAUAAAUAUAGGAUAAACCGAUAUGUGUUAUAUAGAUGAAGUGUUUUUGUGUUUAUAGCAUAUUAAUCCAAAGUUCAGUUAAAAAAAUGUAACUAAAUAUACCAAAUAUUAUAACAAAAAUGAAAUAUUGUUCGUAACAAAUAUAUUCUUGAAUCCUUCCUGGUGUUUUUUUCAAGUGGUACAGCCCUUCAGAGUUUCCAUUGAGACUAUCAGCACAGUUUUAUGUUUAUCUUUAGCUUUUGUUUAAAUAAAUGUAUCUAGC